Messenger RNA from Mastomys coucha (southern multimammate mouse), 3399 nucleotides. RefSeq names its product neuronal PAS domain protein 4 (gene Npas4). Gene Ontology annotation, biological process: regulation of transcription by RNA polymerase II. Lineage: Eukaryota; Metazoa; Chordata; Mammalia; Rodentia; Muridae. The transcript is spliced from 8 exons. The coding region runs from base 276 to 2684 and encodes 802 amino acids. The record is from RefSeq and is a predicted model, not a curated record. Gene Ontology annotation, molecular function: protein dimerization activity; DNA-binding transcription factor activity, RNA polymerase II-specific; RNA polymerase II transcription regulatory region sequence-specific DNA binding.
GUGGCUCCCGCUGCAGCUUGCUUUAGCCCAGCCUCCCGCCUCCCGCUCCCCCCCCCCGUCUCUAAAACGAGCCCCCCACGCCUGUCAGGAGCUAUAUAAGGCGGAUCGAGGCAGGCGAGGGGGGCAGCGCUGCCGAGCGGAGCCCAGGAGUGGAGCGAGAGCGAGCAAGAGCCUGAGCGAAAAGACCGGGAAGCAAGGAAGAGGAAGCCUCCGGUGCAUCGGGAAAGGAUCGCAGGUGCUCGGGAGCCGGAGCUGGAGCUCCACAGCCGGCAGUCAUGUACCGUUCCACCAAGGGCGCUUCCAAGGCGCGCCGCGACCAGAUCAACGCCGAGAUUCGGAACCUCAAGGAACUGCUGCCGUUGGCUGAAGCGGACAAGGUCCGGCUGUCCUACCUGCACAUCAUGAGUCUUGCCUGCAUCUACACUCGCAAGGGUGUCUUCUUUGCUGGAGGUACUCCUUUGGCUGGCCCCACGGGGCUUCUCUCUGCUCAAGAGCUUGAAGACAUCGUGGCAGCACUACCUGGAUUUCUGCUUGUGUUCACAGCUGAGGGGAAGUUGCUAUACCUGUCGGAGAGUGUGAGCGAGCAUCUGGGCCACUCUAUGGUGGACUUGGUUGCCCAGGGUGACAGUAUCUACGACAUCAUUGACCCUGCUGACCAUCUCACUGUGCGCCAGCAGCUCACUAUGCCCUCUGCUCUGGAUACUGAUCGCCUUUUCCGUUGUCGAUUCAACACCUCCAAGUCCCUCCGGCGCCAGAGUGCAGGCAACAAACUGGUGCUUAUUCGAGGUCGAUUCCAUGCUCACCCACCUGGGGCCUACUGGGCAGGAAACCCCGUGUUCACAGCUUUCUGUGCCCCACUGGAGCCAAGACCCCGCCCUGGCCCUGGCCCUGGCCCUGGCCCUGGUCCUGCUUCUCUCUUCCUGGCCAUGUUCCAGAGCCGGCAUGCUAAGGACCUAGCCCUACUGGAUGUUUCUGAAAGUGUCCUAAUCUACCUGGGCUUUGAGCGCAGCGAACUGCUCUGUAAAUCAUGGUAUGGACUGCUACACCCCGAGGACCUGGCCCACGCUUCUUCUCAACACUACCGCCUGUUGGCUGAAAGUGGAGAUAUUCAGGCUGAAAUGGUGGUGAGACUUCAAGCCAAGCAUGGAGGCUGGACAUGGAUUUACUGCAUGCUAUACUCAGAAGGUCCAGAAGGCCCUAUUACUGCCAAUAACUACCCUAUCAGUGACACGGAAGCCUGGAGCCUCCGCCAGCAGCUAAACUCUGAAGACACCCAGGCAGCCUAUGUCCUAGGAACCCCGGCUGUGCUACCCUCAUUCUCUGAGAAUGUCUUCUCCCAGGAGCAAUGCUCUAACCCACUCUUUACACCAGCCCUGGGGACUCCUAGAAGUGCCAGCUUCCCCAGGGCUCCUGAACUAGGUGUGAUCUCAACAUCAGAAGAGCUUCCCCAACCCUCCAAAGAGCUGGACUUCAGUUACCUGCCAUUCCCUGCUAGGCCUGAGCCUUCCCUCCAAGCAGACCUGAGCAAGGAUUUGGUGUGUACUCCACCUUACACACCCCACCAGCCAGGAGGCUGUGCCUUCCUCUUCAGCCUCCAUGAACCCUUCCAGACUCACUUGCCCCCUCCACCCAGCUCUCUCCAAGAACAGCUGACGCCAAGCACGGUGACUUUCUCUGAACAGUUGACACCCAGCAGUGCAACCUUUCCAGAUCCACUAACCAGUUCACUACAAGGACAGUUGACUGAAAGCUCAGCCAGAAGCUUUGAAGACCAGUUGACUCCAUGCACCUCUACCUUCCCUGACCAGCUACUUCCCAGCACUGCCACAUUCCCAGAACCUCUGGGUAGCCCCACCCAUGAACAGCUGACUCCUCCCAGCACAGCAUUCCAGGCUCAUCUGAACAGUCCCAGCCAAACCUUCCCAGAGCAACUGAGCCCCAAUCCUACCAAGACUUACUUCGCCCAGGAGGGAUGCAGUUUUCUCUAUGAGAAGUUGCCCCCAAGUCCUAGCAGCCCUGGUAAUGGGGACUGUACACUCCUGGCCCUAGCUCAGCUCCGGGGCCCCCUCUCUGUGGACGUUCCCCUGGUGCCUGAAGGCCUGCUCACACCUGAGGCCUCUCCAGUCAAGCAAAGUUUCUUCCACUACACAGAGAAAGAGCAAACUGAGAUAGAUCGUCUCAUCCAGCAGAUCAGCCAGUUGGCUCAGGGCAUGGACAGGCCCUUCUCAGCUGAGGCUGGCACUGGGGGGCUGGAGCCACUUGGAGGGCUGGAGCCCCUGAACCCUAACCUGUCCCUGUCAGGGGCUGGACCCCCUGUGCUUAGCCUGGACCUUAAACCUUGGAAAUGCCAGGAGCUGGACUUCCUGGUUGACCCUGAUAAUUUAUUCCUGGAAGAGACGCCAGUGGAAGACAUCUUCAUGGAUCUUUCUACUCCAGACCCCAAUGGGGAAUGGGGUUCAGGGGAUCCUGAGGCAGAGGUCCCAGGAGGGACCCUGUCACCUUGCAACAACCUGUCCCCAGAAGAUCACAGCUUCCUGGAGGACUUGGCCACCUAUGAAACCGCCUUUGAGACAGGUGUCUCAACAUUCCCCUAUGAAGGGUUUGCUGAUGAGUUGCAUCAACUCCAGAGCCAAGUUCAAGACAGCUUCCAUGAAGAUGGAAGUGGAGGGGAACCAACGUUUUGAAUAAGUCUGUGACUUAACGUCGUCAAGUAUGGCAUAUUGUCAUCAAGACGUGGAGCCGCUCUCCACCCCCCCGGGACUGUUGGGGGGAUUCUGGGGGCCAGAGGGGGAUAUAUCUGAUUCUCCAGGCCCUGAAGGAUUUAGGGGGGAGGAGGGAGGGAAAGGGAGGGGAGCAACUUUUUAAAAUCAAGGGACUUCGAGCGAUCCCAGUUUCCAUUUCAAUCUGUAUUCACUCGUAGUGAGCUUCCUUGAAUGGAUUUCAAGCGGAAAAUGGGGGAGUCUCACUUCCCCACCGCGCUGCCCCAUGGGCCUGGGCCAGUUCUCCACUCCUAGGGGCCAAGCCACCCCUGGGCUUUGGUGGGGGAAAGGCAUGGCCCACCUGGGGCUAGCCUGUGCCCUGAGGGGCUCUUGACACCCACGUAGAAUUCUCUACAAACCAGUAACGGGAUUUCAAUUCCGACGGACUCUGCCGCCCUGGCGGCCCUUCCUGUGACUUUUGCGCCCCGCGCCUGGGGUGGGGGGCGCGAAGAGACGCUACAUUCCUUUCCGAUGGAGGAAGGCAGAUCUGCCGUCACACGUGUGCUUGCACGAGUGCGUGUACAUGGUGCGGGACUCACCCGGCCGCCAGACCGCCUAGGCUUGCCCAGGUGGCCACCUCGUGGUGCUGCGGUGACUUUGUAGCCAACUUUAUAAUAAAGUCCAGUUUGCCUUUUUGGUA